GUAGAGCGAGAACGAGGCUGCCGCUGCUGCUGCUGGUGGUGCUGGUCUCAAGAGGAGCUGUGGAACAGAUCGCGUGGUUCGGAACGCGAUGCCCAGGUCGGCUCGCUGUUCGGAUCAACGGGCACCCAACCCCGCCGACACCGAGAGAGACAAAGGUGGCAGUGAGAGCGACGGCCUCGACCGGUGCAGCGACACCGCCAAUAUCUCCAACAACGCCGCCGCCACCACCUCCACUACCACCACCACCAUCAUCGCCACGACAACGCCAAAUAUGACGGCAGUGAAAUCGGCCAAGAAGAGGCCACUGGCGAUGUCAUCAUCAUCGUCGUCUCUCUCAUCAUCAUCAUCAUCUCUCUCAUCAUCAUCAUCGUCAUCCCCCUCUUCCUCCUCCUCCGCCACGGCUGUGGGGAGGAGGAGGCGCCGGGCUCGAGCCCUGCCUGGGGCGAGCCGCCAGCGGCAGGCGGCCAACGCUCGCGAGAGAGACCGCACGCACAGCGUGAACUCCGCCUUCAGCGCACUGCGGACGCUCAUCCCGACCGAGCCCGCCGACAGGAAACUCUCCAAGAUCGAGACUCUGCGCCUCGCCUCCAGUUACAUCUCGCACCUGGGCAACGUGCUUCUCAAGGGGCAAGGCCAUGGCGAUGGUGGUGGUGGUGGUGGGGAGGACGAGGAUGAUGGUGAUGAUGAUGGUGAUGAUGAUGGUGAUGAUGGCGAGAGUGGAGUUGGCUUUUGCUGUCAUGGCAGACGCGGCCACGUGCAGCUGUUGAAUGGGCACGGAGACCCUGCGCCCAGAGCGAUCUGCACCUUCUGCCUGAGCAGCCAACGCAAGAUGGGUCGCGACAUGGAACGACGCAAGGGGUCAUGCAGUUGAUGGAGUUGACG
Lethenteron reissneri (Far Eastern brook lamprey) is the source of this 882-nucleotide messenger RNA. Its product is annotated as basic helix-loop-helix transcription factor scleraxis-like. NCBI's taxonomy places the organism in Eukaryota, Metazoa, Chordata, Hyperoartia, Petromyzontiformes, Petromyzontidae. Gene Ontology annotation, molecular function: protein dimerization activity; RNA polymerase II transcription regulatory region sequence-specific DNA binding; DNA-binding transcription factor activity, RNA polymerase II-specific. Gene Ontology annotation, biological process: developmental process; regulation of transcription by RNA polymerase II. The record is from RefSeq and is a predicted model, not a curated record.